Urocitellus parryii (Arctic ground squirrel) is the source of this 2331-nucleotide messenger RNA. RefSeq names its product podoplanin (gene Pdpn). The record is from RefSeq and is a predicted model, not a curated record. NCBI's taxonomy places the organism in Eukaryota, Metazoa, Chordata, Mammalia, Rodentia, Sciuridae. Gene Ontology annotation, cellular component: basolateral plasma membrane; apical plasma membrane; lamellipodium. Gene Ontology annotation, biological process: signal transduction; cell adhesion; positive regulation of platelet aggregation.
CUGACUCGGCUCCCAAGUUGCCAGCUGCGAAGUUUGCGCUCGGUGCUGCRGCGGCCCGGGAACUCGGCCACCCCAGGCUCGCGCUCCUCCAGGCUGGGCCCAGGCUGCUGCCUCUCCAUCUGCCCAGCACGGACACCUCAGGCGGCCACCAGGAGGACGAGUCUGCGGGGAAGAUGUGGACGGCUCCCGUGCUGCUCUUGGUUUUGGGGAGCGCGUGGCUCUGGGUCCCGGCGCAGGGAGCCAUCACAGGGCAGCUAGAAGAUGACCUUGUGACCCCAGGUGCAAAAGACGACUCAGCUACUCCGGCUAUAGAAGACAACAUCGUGACCACAGGUAUCACUGAAGAGUUCUCUGCGUCUUCUGGCCCAACGGCUCUGGCGCCUACAAACGCAGAGAGUAGAACACAUGUUCCCAUUGAGGAUCUGCCCACCCAAGAAGGCUCAGUCCACACCCACGAAGAAAGCCAUAGCACCACAGUCCCGGAUGUAGCAACCAGCCGCUCCAAAGAGAAAGUAGCUGAAGAGACAGAAACAACAGUCGAGAAAGAUGGCUUGGCCACAGUGACCCUGGUGGGAAUCAUCGUCGGGGUCUUACUGGCCAUCGGUUUCAUCGGAUGGAUCAUCUUUGUGGUUGUGCGGAAAAUGUCRGGAGGGUACUCACCCUAAUGAGCUGAAGGAUCCUGCCUCCUGCCGUUCCCUCAAAGUGUUGAAGAAGAGCCUCUGACUCCCCUCAUUCCCAUUCCCGAGCUCACGGGAGAAGAUGACCCAUGGAAGGCUGGCCCACCCCAGUCAAAAUCCACGGCGAUCCCUCCACUUGCCAAAAGGAAGCACAAGAAGGAUGAUUCACAAGAUGUGGCUCCUCUAAGCAUUUACCUUUUGAAAAACAUUUUAAAUACAAGCUUUAUACAAGAUCAUUUGAAAGGACAAAAUGCACAGAAAAGGGAACACACAACUAGGUGACCUGAUCUGUAACUGAGACAGUAUCACCCAGUGGGUGCUGGAGGUGUCCCGUCGUUCUCUGUUAUGGUUAAAAUGCAAAGGAAUCUGGGAGUGUUUAUGUCCGCUGAGUCCUUAGGUCCAGUGCUCCGCCRGUAAGUGGCACCGGCAUUUUGCAGUUGCUGAUCUGUUGAAAUGUGCACAUUGCCCACCAGCACGGCCUGGUUUUYACAGGCUCAUGGGGUAUGAAUAAUCAAGCAGAGAGUCCAAACUUGGAUAAGAUGUGAUCAAGCAACGGCCUUUAGAAGGUCCAGAUAAACAUUUCAAAGCCAUCACUUUAGAUUACCAGCAGGAAGUCUGUAUUUGGUACUGGGCUUCUCAUAAGCUCCCCACGCAUCUUCCAAGCCAAACCACGAUGCYGUGGUUUGGACCCACCCGGCCCCUCCGCUUCCCUCAGACACRGGGAACCAGAGUCCAGGGCAGCCUUCCCUCUUCCCUAGGACCAAACCCUCCAGAUUGGCUGCUUUGUUCUGAGCAUGGAGAUCUCAGCCCCAGAUGUGGAGGAAACUGCUAAGUGCUCCGUGGUGCCAGAGGCUCAGCCAUUCUAGAAACCAAGAACCAAGCCUGGUCCCCAAGCCGAAAGAAGCCCUGGGUGUGCCUCUGACAUGGGAAGUAAAACCCUCCAGUUUUUUAACAUUUGCUUUCUGCCUCCAAGGAAAGUUGGGAAGAGCAAGACAUAAUCUUGUACAAUACUGAUUUUUUUUUAAAAGAACAUCUGGAUUUAAAGAUCUGAAGAUAUUCGGUUUUUAUGACACAGCACACCUUUCAAGAGGGUCAUGUUGAAAGCAUCAAAAUAAAGGAAUACCAUCAUGCUCACUGCUUCUCUUCUCAAAAAUACACUGAAUUCUUUUGCCUACACCAGAGGUUUUCAUUCUGACCAGAUGCUCUUUCACGAUUGGGGUUGUGCAAUCCUGAUGUCCUAUAAGCUCGGAAGAGUUCAUAAAACAGGAAAAAGUAAACAAUCGGUUGGAAGCACAGCCCAUUCCGCCCAGUUUUUGCAGUCCUGUGUGGAUGUUAUUUUAAACAGUGCAUCCGUGUGCUCCCCAAGCCAGCUGGCCCACCAGGUUCUGCACUUGAACAUCAGCUGACUGAGAGGGGGAAUUGAGAGGAGCCUUCAGAGUGUACAUGGCUUUCGGUUUCAGCAUUCAGAUUCCUGAACAGGGGUUAGGAAUAAUGCCCAUUUCUUCUCUCCUAUUCUUUCUUUCUCCCCAUGCCUCCUUGACUGUGAAAAACAACAAUCCUUCCCAGUCACACACUGGACCCCAUGCCUGCUGGGCCAGGGCUGUGGGUUUCUUGGUCACACCUGUGUUGGUGUUCAAGGCAGUGUAGACACAUC